Ceutorhynchus assimilis (cabbage seed weevil) is the source of this 879-nucleotide messenger RNA. The record is from the annotation of a GenBank genome assembly. Lineage: Eukaryota; Metazoa; Arthropoda; Insecta; Coleoptera; Curculionidae.
AUGAACACAGCUCUGAAACUGGCUCCAACCAAUGACACGGUGAUUAUAGUUGGUGAGGAGUACCUCUUGGUACUUUUGAUAGGUCUGUGCAAAACCGCAAAUGUUCUCUUUUUGAAACCUGGGAAGAACAAGGUCUCUUCAGUUACAUUCUCUCCUACUGAUGCUAUAAGUGACAUAUUAAUCGCAGAUAAUAUUCUGUUCUUACACGCAAUGGGUGGAUGUGAUACAACAUCGGCAUUGUACAAUGAAGGAAAACUAAAGUUCCUUCAUACCCUGAGAAGAAACCCUUAUCUUGCUGACAGUAUCAAAUUAUUUAAAGAGUCCAAUGCUACUCAGAAUAUGAUCGCUGACGCUGUGGAAAACUCUGUCAUCGCUCAAUCAUUUGACAUAUAUGUUUGCUAUAAUAAAUCUGCUUUUAAGCUCAAGGCAAACAUCGCAUCAUUACCACCAUCUGCGGCUGCAGUGCGACAACACUCACUAUUAUUAGGUUCAGCAAUGGUUGGGUGGCGGAAAAAACCCGGAAGAGUGGGAAUGGAAAAGCUCAAAAACUGGUCUUGCCCUGUGGCUAGCUUGUUACCACCUGCUCCCCCAGAUUUAUUGAAGCUUGUCUCGUCUAAGUGCACUACAAAUUUUCAAAGAAGUUGUGACUGUAAGCUGCAAUAUCUUGUGCUUGAAUUACGAAAACGAGCGAUGAAUGAAUUGGAGUUGGAUUUCUCAGUCACUGAACCCAUGAAAGAAGACGAGGAAAUUAUACAAGAUGACGAUAAAAAGCCAGUGCCUUCAAUGAGAAAUGAAUUGGAGUUGGAUUUCUUAAUCACUGAACCAAUGAAUGAAGACGAGAAAAUACUAGAGGUAUCAGUUGUAACUGAGAAUAAAUAA